Didymodactylos carnosus is the source of this 702-nucleotide messenger RNA. NCBI's taxonomy places the organism in Eukaryota, Metazoa, Rotifera, Eurotatoria, Philodinida, Philodinidae. The record is from the annotation of a GenBank genome assembly.
AUGUUACAGUCGAAAUCUAUCACGACUAAAAUGAAUCUAGUCGAUAUUUUGCGUUCUCAUCGUGGACAAUUUUCUCAUAUUCUUGGGUAUGCGUUGACUAAUGACAAUGCACGCCAAUUAAAUUUAAGUAUCACUAAUACAGAAUUACUCAAUAAAGAUUAUGAAACAUACGUUUCAAAAUUAGAUCAUGAACAUUAUGUGUGGUUGGGAGGUUAUGGUGAACAAAGAAGCAUUUACAACUCGAGUUCAUUAUUUUCGGAUGUUGAUCGAUGCAUCCAUUUGGGUGUUGAUAUUCAACUAACACCGGGAACAUCGAUUUUUGCUCCAUUGGCAGGAAAAAUUCAUAGUUUCAAUGAUAAUGCUCAACCGUACGAUUAUGGACCGACAAUAAUAAUUGAACAUGAAUUGAAUGGACAUACUUUUCAUACCUUGUAUGGCCAUUUGAGUCGGGAAAGUCUGACUAAUUUAAAAAUUGGACAGUUAAUUGAAAAAGAUCAAUUAUUUUGUCAUAUUGGCAAUCGAGAAGUGAACGGCGGUUGGCCACCACAUUUGCAUUUUCAAGUGAUUGAAGAUAUGCAGAAUAAUAUCGGUGAUUAUCCGGGAGUAGCAUCGAAGAAAGACGCACCAAUGUUUUUGGCUAAUUGUCCCGAUCCCUCUUUUCUAUUAGGAUUUCCAAAUGAACCGAUAAUUUAUAAUAUUUAA